AUGACUGCGGAUAUUGAAUGCCGAGAUUAUCGUAAUUUUCCUAAUGACACAUGUGCGUUUAUGCGUACAACAUCUGAUUGUAAAUUAGAAGAAGGAUUUAUAAAUUAUCUCACAUUUCUUUUUUGUACUAUUGGUGAUAAAUUACUACCACUUGGUUUAACAAUAUUAGCUGCUUGGCUAUUCGUUCUAUUUAUUGGUCUUGGUGUAACUGCUGAUUCUUAUUUUUGCCCUGCUCUUCGUGUUAUCGCUCGUGUUCUUAAGUUAUCAGAAAAUAUUGCGGGUGUUACGUUCCUUGCCUUUGGUAAUGGUGCACCGGAUAUAUUUUCUGCUAUAGCAGCUGUUAGUAGUGCCAAAGGUGGUGAUGUUGGUUUAGCAUUUGGUGCUCUUUUUGGUGCCGGUGUUUUUGUAACAACUGUUGUUGCGGGUACAAUAUGUCUUGUUACACCAUUUCGUUCUAUACAACGACCAUUAUUACGUGACAUAAUCUUUUUCAUAAUUGCAUCAUUUGCUGCUUAUGUUGCAAUGUAUGAUGGAAAGAUUUAUCUUUAUGAAAGUUUAGGUUUUAUAAUUAUGUAUGUUGUAUAUUUAAUUGUUUUAAUUGGUGGUUAUUUCGUAAAUCGACGUAUAAAAGAUCGUCGAGCAUUAAUACAAGCUGCACAUACAGAAGCAGCUGCUAAAACAUAUGGAUCUAUACAAACACCUGAAGAAACAACGGUAUCAGUAGAUAAUAUUAAUAUUCCCGAUGAAAGUUAUGCACAACCUGAUGUGUCAUUUGCAUUAUCACUUCGUCAUGCAUUUUUACCACGUGACGAUAUGCCUUGGGCAGAACGAGGAAAAUUUAGUAAAUUUUUUUCGAUAUUUAAAAUGCCGGUUAGUCUUUUGCUUCAUUUUACUGUUCCAUUGGUUGAUUAUGAUAAACCAGAACAUAAUUGGAAUAAACUUUUGAAUUCAUUCCAUCUUCUUUCCGGUCCAUUGAUUGUGUCAUUUCUAACACAACUGGGAUUUAUUAAAAUUAAAAAUGUGUUUCCUAUUUGGGCUGUAGUAGGAAUUGUGGGAACAAUACUUUGCUUUGCAAUGUUAAUAUUAACUGAACAUCAUUCCAAACCAAGAUAUCAUUCAGGUUUUGCCUUUCUUGGUUUUGCUGUCUCUGUUGUUUGGAUUUAUUCAGUUGCGAAUGAAAUUGUUAAUUUAUUAACAACAUUUGGUAUUGUCUUUGAUAUAAGUAAUACAAUUCUUGGUUUAACAUUUCUUGCAUGGGGCAAUAGUUUAAGUGAUUAUGUAUCCAAUGUUGUUUCUGCUCGACAAGGCUAUCCAAAUAUGGGUAUAUCAGCAUGUUAUGGUGGUCCACUUCUAAAUUUUCUCAUGGGUUUGGGUCUUCCGUUUACAUAUGUAACAUUGAAAACUGGCGCACCCUAUGCCAUUGAUAAAUCUUUAUUACAAAAUGUAAUUGCUUAUUUUCUAUUUGGAAGCUUGGCUGGUACACUUUUAUUUAUACCAUUAAAUAAAUUCUUCUACAGUCGUCGAUUUGGUUUAGUAUUAAUUGCAUUUUAUGUUGCGUUCCUAGCGCUGGCUAUACUAAUUGAAACACAUAUUAUUGGAUAG
This is a messenger RNA of Adineta steineri, 1602 nucleotides long. NCBI's taxonomy places the organism in Eukaryota, Metazoa, Rotifera, Eurotatoria, Adinetida, Adinetidae. The record is from the annotation of a GenBank genome assembly.